UCAGAACACACACAUUUCCAGUAGGAGAAAACAUUAAAAUCCAGCAAAGGUAUGCGAGUGCGCUAGCGUGCGGCUUGCUCAGGUUGCGGUAAUUUCUCCUGCUCGGUUCCUUGUGGCUCACGCUAGAUUUUGCAGCUUUUCUGAAACGGUGCCCGGGUUUUCCUAAAGCCCUAGGUGGCUGUUUCAGGAAAGUCGUCGUUUCGGGAGAUCCGGAUCACUGGCUGGUCCGGCCGCCGGGCCCUGGCAGGUCAUUGGCGUCUGUCACUGCGUAGGCCUGGGGUAGUUCCUGGGAGAGAGCAGGAGCGGAAAAGUGGCUCCGUCUAAGAGUGCUCAGAGGUUACCGAAUGGGUCGAAGGCAAGCACGGACAUUGUGAAAAUGCAGCGCCUUGAUUUCCUUUCCUCAACACCCCAGUUCCCUAAGCCUGCCUUAUUUCAAAUCACACACCGCAAAGUGGAAGCUCUCGGCUGGCGGACUACGGCCGCGCUCCCGAGAUCCGUGGAGAACCGCCGAGAGCUUGAGAAACCCGAGCCAACACCGGAUGGGCCUCCCAGCGCGAGCCGUUAUCGGCCUCUUUCCUGCUCGCCACAUUUAAACUGCCUUAAGAGCUGACCAAAUGGGCCCCAAUUUCCCCAAAUCAAAAUGUAAAGCCCUUCAAUUUUGGAAAAAAAAAAAGCCACUGUGAAUGCUUCUACAAUUACAGCUCACACCGCAGAAGUACCUGGAGCAGCCACAGAUAAAGCACACAACGAAUACCGAAAUUUUAUGCGUCCGUUCACAGACAUUAGUAGUGAUGGAGAACAAAUUUUGCAAAUAAAAUAAACUGCCCCCUGACCUAUAGAACUGGGGUUCACAUGCUUUGGAACUGUAUGCUCCAAAAGUUAAGAAAGCUUGCAAUCUGUAUUUGUGACUCAAUCUGUAUUUGUGAAUCUUUUUCAAUUAUACAGUGUACGUUAUCCAAGACGCAGGGAAAAUAGAAACGUGUAAACCACGACGAGAAUGUUUCUCCAACACUUCCCGCUUUGAGAGACACUGCCAGCUGUAUACAGGCAAAUGCAGCGAACUCAGCUGGGAGAGAAAACUGAAACAAAUGCAGGUGCCUGCGAGUACCUGGGCCUCGCUUCUUAAGGUACUCGGCCGGGCCAAUAAUGGCCCCAGGCUGAGCCACGUGGGGCGCGGCGGAGCCUAUGGCACGGCUGCCGGCCCACCCGUCCCCGCCGGCCGCUGAGUUCCCCCGGAGAAGAGCGCGGAGCUGUCAAAGCGAGUAGGGGUGGUGCCGGGAGUGGGAGCGCUUGCGCAGCGCCAAGUCCUCGGCUCCCGGUCCCCAAGCCCGGGUUGCAGUCAUGAACGGCGAGGAGCAGUACUACGCGGCCACACAACUCUACAAGGACCCAUGCGCAUUCCAGAGAGGCCCUGCGCCGGAGUUCAGCGCCAGCCCCCCGGCGUGCCUGUACAUGAGCCGUCAGCCCGCACCGCCACCGCCGCCCCCGUUCCCCGGCGCCCUGGGUGCGCUGGAGCAGGGCAGCCCACCCGACAUCUCCCCGUACGAGGUGCCCCCGCUGGCCGACGACCCCGCAGUGGCGCACCUCCAUCACCACCACCUCCCCGCUCCGCUCGCGCUCCCCCAUCCGCCUGCCGGGCCCUUCCCGGAUGGAGCAGAGCCCAGUGCCCUGGAGGAGCCCGGCCGCGUCCAGCUGCCUUUCCCGUGGAUGAAGUCCACCAAAGCUCACGCGUGGAAAGGCCAGUGGGCAGGCGGCCCCUAUGUGGCGGAGCCGGAGGAGAACAAACGCACACGCACCGCCUACACCCGCGCGCAGCUGCUGGAGCUGGAGAAAGAGUUUCUAUUUAACAAGUACAUCUCUCGGCCGCGCCGGGUGGAGCUGGCCGUCAUGCUGAACUUGACCGAGAGACACAUCAAGAUCUGGUUCCAAAACCGCCGCAUGAAGUGGAAAAAGGAGGAGGACAAAAAGCGGGGCGGUGGGACCACGGCCGGGGGUGGCGGGGGCGCGGAGCCCGAGCAGGACUGCGCCGUGACCUCUGGCGAGGAGCUACUGGCGCUGCCGCCGCCGCCGCCCCCCGGAGGUGCUGUGCCGCCGGCCGCUCCCGCUGCCGCCCGAGAGGGCCGCCUGCCGCCGGGCCUUAGCACCUCGCCGCAGCCCUCCAGCGUCGCGCCCCGGCGGCCGCAGGAACCCCGGUGAGAGGCGGGGGCUGCUCCCUGCCAGGCGGCUUCGACCGCUCACCAAGAAUGCGGCGACUGGCUCUGGCAAACUGGACGGGGUGGGGCUCUGGGGACCACCCGAGACUGGAGGGGAAAGAACUUGGCGCUGGUUCCCCCAGGCGCAUGUUGCCAGCUGAGGAGCCGCAGGAAGAUGCUGGUGGACCUUCUGGGAGCAGAGGAGACACUGGUUUCUGUAAUCACUGGGGCCUCUUCUGAUUCUGCCUUUCGAUUGCCGAUGUCUGCCAUUGUGAUGCACCUGCCUCCUCGCCCCCAGGACUCCGCACUGCACCUGUGUUUAGGAAGCCGCCUCAGCCCUUGAAAGACAAUGCAAACUGCGCUAAAGCGACUCUGCCAACACGGAGCAGGAGAGCUGGACCGAAUGCCUUCAUCUGCUCGGAACACAGCCACUCUCACUCGGGCGACCACUUUAUGUUUAGAAAUACUUGCAACCUUGGCGAUUUCAAGCGUCCUGUGAAAUCCCCGUACCCGGCAGUUCUCCUGCUCCCCUUCUCCUCUGGCCGCAGACAUCGCCAGCCUCCUGCAUGCCCUUCCUCUGAAGUAGAAAUUAGCUGGCGAGGUUGGCUUUGCUGAGCAAAACUGUAGGGUAGAGGCGGUGCAGGAGUCGCUGCGUGCCUCCGGUGGUCCUGCUGCGGGGCCAGGACAAUCGGGUAGGACAAGGGUGUGAGGGAGAAAGAGGAACCUCGAACGGACCCGCACCCGACCCCCCAGGGAUCACUAAACCAAAGGUAUCUGGAACUUUCCAUUUAGGAUGUGGGGUGAGUGCCUGGGCCAGGGCCAUUGGCCACUGUGCUGAAAGGCAGCUGGCUGGCCGCCGGGUCUGCCUUGAAAGAGCUAUUCUCAGACCACCGCUAUAAAAGCUAUGAAAUAUAUGCGAUCAGAAGGUUUUGAAAAUGUGUUAUUUAAACUUGUUAAGCUACCUAACUGGUUUUUGUUGUUGUUGCUGUUUUUGGGUUUUGUGCUUUUUUUUUUUUAAUACUCUGAUCGGUAGAUACCGGAUCAGGUUCACCUUUCAAGAGCUGCUUAAUAAAUACAGUUC
This is a messenger RNA of Oryctolagus cuniculus (rabbit), 3273 nucleotides long. It is a transcript of the gene PDX1, whose product is annotated as pancreatic and duodenal homeobox 1. Gene Ontology annotation, cellular component: nucleus. Lineage: Eukaryota; Metazoa; Chordata; Mammalia; Lagomorpha; Leporidae. Gene Ontology annotation, molecular function: DNA-binding transcription factor activity, RNA polymerase II-specific; RNA polymerase II cis-regulatory region sequence-specific DNA binding. The record is from RefSeq and is a predicted model, not a curated record. Gene Ontology annotation, biological process: regulation of transcription by RNA polymerase II; type B pancreatic cell differentiation.